This is a messenger RNA of Gaeumannomyces tritici R3-111a-1, 1422 nucleotides long. RefSeq lists its product as hypothetical. NCBI's taxonomy places the organism in Eukaryota, Fungi, Ascomycota, Sordariomycetes, Magnaporthales, Magnaporthaceae. The transcript is spliced from 8 exons. The record is from RefSeq and is a predicted model, not a curated record. The coding region runs from base 1 to 1422 and encodes 473 amino acids.
AUGCCUUACGGAGCCGCAUGUCCAAAGCAACACUUUUCCCUGUCAUUACGUCAUUUCCCUUUUAUACCACGUCGCGGUUCGCGGCCAAUUUGCACUAGCACUUUUUGGCCAAAGUUAUACCUCGCUAUUACGAUUAAAAACGAGGCAAUAAUGCCGUUAAGCAAAGGAUUGCCCGUAAAAACCUUUAAGCUUACCCCUAAAUCGCCGCUUACCACUUCUAUCGCCGGUUUAAAUUCUUUUUCGAAAAGCCGUAACAGCCCUUAUAUCCACGGCUUAUUUUGGGUAACCAGCGCUCCCAACGUUACUUUAAUAAAGGCAAAGGGAAGCAAAAAGCACUUUACAAAGUUUUGGGGCAUGCACGUUACCGCCGAAAAUAUAAAGCCUGGCCGUACCUUACCGUUUAACGAGAACAAUCCUUUAAACUACUUAACAUACGACGGUGCCCGCCCCAACAAUAAGCGUAUAAAUCAAUAUAUACGCGGCGUAACCCUGGCGUGGACGGCUAAUACGAAUGCAAACCUUUGCAUUUCGUUUAAAGGUAUGCUUAAUUAUAUCGCUAAAUACGUUUUUAAAGCGGAAAUACAAACGCUCCCUUUUAAAAAGAUUAUAAAAGGCGUUAUUCCCAAAAUUUCGCACACUUGGCUUUUAAUGUUCUUCGUUGCCAAAAUAAUAAAUAAGCUGGUAGCCGAACGAAAUUGGCUUGUUAUAAAAGUUUAUUAUUACCAAUUCGGCCUUUCUUUAAUCCAAUGCAAUUACGUUUUCCAAUUGGUUAAUUGCCGUUUUUUCGUUUUUAACCAAAACGCCGCCAUAAUUAGCGCUAAUUACAAUAAGGUUAUUGCUAUCCGCAAAUUAUACCAAAAGUACAAGCGUAUCGAUUCGGAUAAUAACCCCGAGCGAAAGGAUUAUUGCAAGCAUACGAAUAUUGCCGGGCCAAUUGCUUUGCUUACAACGAGGAUAAUUAUAUUCGCAUCGACGAAAAUAAAGUUAAAAACGUUAACGAUAAAUUCAAAAAUAACCCCGAAGCCGCCAAUAACCCGGCGGAUUUUAUACGCGCCGAUUGGGCUUAUUUCGUUGCCGAACUCCUUUUCCAAAGUCCUAAGGUUAAAAAUAUUAAAAUAUUCGGCAACCGAAAUUUUAACCUGGCAAAGGAUUGGUUGCUUUACGUUGGCCGCUAUGCAAAUCUUUUUCCUUAGCGUUGGUCUUAUUGGAAAAAACUCCGGCAAGUAUUGGCCGUCGAUUUUAACCGGUACUUUCCUACCCGCCGUCGUUAACGUAAGCAUUAAUUGCUCCUUUAAAUUAAUGGACGUGGAAGCACGGGCAAAACUUUUGUUUUUAAUUUUAUUUGCUUUAGUUUCCGCGCUUUUAAUAUUGCUCGUAGCAUCGACCGAAAUAUUAUUAAGCGUACAGCACCGACUGGCGUAA